Messenger RNA from Acanthamoeba castellanii str. Neff, 1002 nucleotides. RefSeq names its product THUMP domain containing protein. NCBI's taxonomy places the organism in Eukaryota, Discosea, Longamoebia, Acanthamoebidae. The transcript has 8 exons. The coding region runs from base 1 to 1002 and encodes 333 amino acids. The record is from RefSeq and is a predicted model, not a curated record. Gene Ontology annotation, biological process: tRNA modification. Gene Ontology annotation, molecular function: RNA binding.
AUGAAGAGAGAGCGGAGCGAGACGGAACUGACUGGCACUGAUUCGGUGGACAAGAAGGUGGGCAAAGCUGAACAAAAGACAACUCCGACGACCAAGCGUCCCCGACUCGAUCGAAGUUCGCUCAAGAAACACGCCACGCUGUUCAACCGGGGCCAAGCGAGGCACGGCUUCGUGGUCACCUGCGCCGUCCACCGCGAGAACCACGCCCUCGCCCAAGUCCUCCAGCUCCUCAACCACUACGCGCGCAAGUUCUAUCCCGAAGAAGUCGAACGUCAUCUCAAUCCACCUGCGCCGACCGAGGGCGACGCCGGAGGCACGGCCGCGGACGCCCGACCCGAUGGCACGGCCGCGGAGGAACCGAGCAGCGCAGAUUCUGCUGAGACGCUCAAGCUGGCGGACUCGAACACAGCUGCUGCUGCAGAUUCGAAAGAAGAGACCGGCACGAGCCACGGCCCAACACCACCCAGCGACAAGCCACGAGAACGGGCGCCGAAGCUGUUCAACAUAUUCGACUCUGGCGGAAUCAGCGGGUUGUUCUUCGUGUCGGUGAACAGCCCCGACAUACGACCGGUCGAGUUCGCCCACCGCAUCUUCACCGACCCGGACUUUCCACAACAGGCGGCUCACAGCGACGCGUGCCAUCGCCUGGUGCCCAUAGAGCGAGUGUGCGCCGCGAGCGAAGCCGAUAUUGUGUCGGCGGCGCAGGCCAUGCUGCCCGACCACUUCCCCAGCGAGACCGAUGCCCCGCUUAAGUUCGCAGUUGUGUUUGACAAGCGCAACAACGACCGUGUAGAGAGGAUGCCCGUCGUGUCCCAGAUCGCAGCCUCGGUGCCACCCGUGCACAGCGUCGACCUCUCAACGCCCCACAAAGUCGUCCUUGUAUACAUCUUCAAGAGCGCGUGUGGAUUGAGCGUCACGUCAGACUACCACGCCUUUGCCAAGUACAACUUGCACUCCACCGCAGCCAGGAGGAGUGGCAGCACGACCAUGACAACCAACUAA